Lathyrus sativus (Indian pea) is the source of this 2013-nucleotide messenger RNA. The record is from the annotation of a GenBank genome assembly. NCBI's taxonomy places the organism in Eukaryota, Viridiplantae, Streptophyta, Magnoliopsida, Fabales, Fabaceae.
AUGACAAUAUUAUUGUUUAAUGGAGAAGAAGAUGCGUAUUGGUGGAUUCUUUGUUUUGAGAAAUUUUUUAAAAAGCAUGGAACACCUGAGUCAUUGAAGGUGUUGAAAGCUGUUGGAGCUUUGAGAGGUUCUGCUCUCAAAUGGUGGAUAUGGUGCUCUCGUGUUCAUCAUAAAUAUAGUUGGGAUAAAUUUACAACAACCUUGUUAUGGAGAUUUAAACCAGAAUGGAGAAAUUUUUUGCCAGAAGACGAAGAGGAUGAUCCAGCUCUGAAAUCAACUUAUGAAUCAAUGGAGUUCAUGGAUCCAAUCUCUGAAACUGUUGAAGAUGAUGUAGAAGAAUCAUCAUCAUCAGAUCUAUGUAGAAAAUCUCUUAAAAGUGACACCUUAGAUCGAACUUUAGCGGAAACAGAAGAAGAAUCGGAAGAAACAGAAGAAAACUGUCCAAAAGAAGAAAUAAUAACGAAAAAUGCAUCUCCGGCGACAAUUCUGACAUCUUCUCCAGCAACAUUUACCACUCCAACAACAUUAUCAGUAACUUCUUCGGCGACAUUUACCACUCUGAAAACAUUUCCGACAACUUCUCCAGUCCCAUUUUCAAAGUCUUCUCCGUUGAAAAUCCCGGCCUCAUUUCCGGCGACUACUUCAGCAUCAAUACAAGAACCAUCAAGUCUGCAACCAGAACCACCAAAACUACCAUCGAAACCUCCUGAGCUGAAACUGAAACCAAGGUAUGAAGCUUUCCAAGUCAUUCUGUUAAAAACAUCAAGCAAAAAUCUCUUCAACAAAGUUUCACAUUCGAUUAAUUCUACUAAAGAAAAAUCCUUCAACAAAGUUUCUAUAGUUGAACAUGUUUAUCUUGGUGGUGAUGUUGCUACCAUGGAUAAGCAAAUGCAUCAUCUGGGUAUUGUUGUUCCUGAUGAAUUCCCGUUGCCAUGUGUGAGUAGAGCUUAUGGUAGUUAUGCAGAGGUUUUGGAGAUUAAGAAGAUUCAUGGAUUGUUGUUUAAACUUGGUUUGGAAUUAUAUGUUGGAAGUGCUUUGGUUAAUACUUACUUGAAUUUUGGAUUGAUGGCUGAUGCACAUGAGGUGUUUGAGGAAUAUCCUGUUAGAGAUUUGGGCAAGACAAAGACCACACUUUUAUUUGCAACACCUAUCCACAACACCACAAUACACUCUCUAUAUAUCUUUCAUCCACCUACAAUCUCUGAUAUCAAUGUUAAACUUGUGGUUGAGCCUCAAUUCAAAAAUGGAGGGUUUCAUAAUGAAGCUGAUUUUGCGAUUCCUCCGAAACCACCAGAUCAAAUUGGCAUUCCAAUAUCGUCACUGUUCUUGCCGUGUUUUUCAAAACAAUUCAUACAACGAUGUCUGGAUAAGGAAGACAUGGAGAUUGUCGUUGGCCUUGGGUUAUACUCCACCAUUGUGAUUAUUGGACCACUUCAUGUUAUUAUGGUGAUAUCUACUAAAAUUAACUGGAGCAACCUCCACUUGUUUCCACUAAAGGUGCCAAUUGAAUCACACUUUAAUUUUUCCUUUAAGAAAUUGAGGUUCAUUUAUGAACAUGGGACUACUAGUAGUGGUGCCAAUAACCAUGAAUAUUCUUUUUUCACCAUAUCUGAGAACAACUUCAUAGGAACAACACAAUUUUGGAAUCCAGGUAAGAUUGUUAAGAGUUUACACAACAGACUUUUGUUGUCCUUUUAUAGCACUUCUCACAGGAGGCAUGAAGUUCUAUUUCUAUAUGAAUAUAGUAUACUGGUAGUGAAACUAUUGAGGAAUUAUUUCAGUAUUGGGUCACUACAGAAAAACUUGGAGAAUGUUGAGAUCAAGGAAGAAUUGAUUAAAGGAAGAAAACCAAUUUGUGUGUCUUUUAGAAAUGGAAAAGAAUGGGAUCUGGGUGGAGAGUUGGAUCUGAAUAUGGCUACUAAUUCUUCUUUCGAACAGUGGGAUCCAGGAAAGAUUAAUCUAGCAAUAAGAUUUUUUACAACCUUGAGGACAAGGUUGAUUUUGAAGGGGUGA